UUUGAAAUUGCAAAGUAACUCAAAAUCAUAACCGCCGCCCGAGGCCCGCUUACGAGAUUGCCGAGCGCUGAGAAAUAUCUGGUCCUCGGCUUCCCCUCCCCUCUUUUCUGCUGAUUGAUCAUACGUUGUUGGCUGAGUUGAAAGUUGACUCGUGAUUUGACGCAUUCGGGUUGUUGACAUAGAGAGAGACAUGGAUCCCGUUACGGCCGUUGUAGGAACUAGUGCCGCGUUGGCGGCCGGGGCGUACCUGAAUGCGAAGUGGUCGGUUGGCAUCGAUGUAAGGAAUUUGCAACAUGAUCGUGCUUGGGGGAAGCGAUUGGGGGCUUUGAUUGAGGCGUUGGGGGAUACGGUGACGAUUUAUCAUAUGUUUGUGAGGGUAAGUCCGGAGGUUGAGGCGCUUUGGUUUGAGGGAAAGACUUGGAGCUAUGGGGAGUUGAAGAAAGAUGUCGAUCGACUUGCUGCUUUCUUGGAAGCCGAAGGGAUCAAGAAAGGAGAGAGUGUUGCGGUGUUUACGACGAAUUCGCCAGAGAUGUAUAUCACCGUCUUGGCUUUAUCGAAGCUGAGUGCUGUUGCUGGAUUGAUCAAUAUCAACCUGAGAGACGACACACUGAAAUACUGUCUCGAGGUCUCAACAGCCAACACCAUCAUCUCCACCCCCGACCUUGCCAGUUUCGUCGUGGGAGACAGACGACACUUCACUCUCAACCUAGGAAACUUUGAUGGCAUUUCCCCCCUACCAAAUACGUCCAUCACCUACCUCACCUCUAACGACCUUCCCACGCCAGCGACCAUCUCACUCCCGGCAAAAGCAACACCCCGUGACCUCUCCGCUCUAAUCUUCACCUCCGGAACAACAGGCAAGCCCAAAGCCUGCGCAAUACGCAACCACCAAAUGUGCGUAACUGCCACGCCCACCUCGCGGGACAUGUCAAACCCAAAGAAGUACUUCCCUCUCCGGACGUACUCACCCCUCCCUCUCUUCCACGGCACAGCAUUCUUCACCGGAAUCUGCGCCUCCCUCGGAGCCUCUGGGACUUUGUGCCUCGCAAGGAAAUUCUCCUCAUCAAGAUUCUUCAAAGACGUAACGGAAUGCAAAGCCACACGUAUCCUCUACGUCGGCGAACUAUGUCGGUAUCUCGUCACCAGUCCUCCGGGCCCUUAUGAUAAAGCACAUAACUGUAUCGUUGCAGCCGGGAACGGUCUCCGCGGCGAGAUAUGGGAGAAAUUCAAAGAACGGUUCAAUAUCCCUGAGAUUCGAGAGUUUUACCGCUCCACGGAAGGCCUUGCAAAGUUUGAUAAUAUGGGUUCUGGUGCGUGGGGAGCGGGGAAGGUAGGCUUUGCAGGGCCGAUAAGGCGGUAUAUGGAGACUGAUACCUUUAUCAUUAAAGUUGACGAGUCGACUGGAGAACCUUGGCGUCAUCCUACUACUGGAUUCUGUGAAAAGGUUGGACUGGGCGAGCCAGGAGAGGCUAUUGGGAGAGUAAAGAGUAGAGCGCUGUUGACGGAGUAUCUGAAUAACGCGAAAGCGACGAACGAGAAGCUCCUGUCUGAUGUUUUCACGAAAGGGGACAUGUGGCAGAAGAUGGGGGAUCUGGUGGUGAUGGAGCCGAGUGGGUGGGUGAGGUUUCACGAUCGGAUGGGUGAUACUUUCAGAUGGAAGGGCGAGAAUGUUAGCGCGGGCGAGGUGAGAGAUCAUAUUGCCAAGUUGGUGGGGGUGCAGGAUGCGGUUGUUUAUGGGGUGAAACUUGCUAGCUACGACGGCCAAGCAGGAGCCGCAGCCCUAACAAUCGAUGCCCCAGAAGGCCUGUUCAUGAAAGACCUCUACGUGAGCCUCAAGAAGACCGGUCUCCCAGGCUAUGCCAUGCCCCGUCUUAUUCGAGUUACGAAAGAAAUCGAAGCCAACGCAACCUUCAAAAAGUCCAAGAACGACUUGAUCAAGAAAUCUUGGAAGCAAGCCGAAGCAGGGACGGAUAAGUUGUACUGGCUUGAUGGGCAAACUUACAGGCCUCUGGAUGAGGUCGCUUGGGGUGGUAUUGAGAGUGGGAGGGCAAAGUUGUGAGGGGAAGGGGAAGAGGUGAGAGUGAGAGAAGAGAAGGCGCAGGAUGAGGCCCUAUUAGCCGGAUUUUUCUCCUUUUCGUGAGGGUUGACGUCUUCGCAUUGUGUCGAUAAGAGCGAUGGAUUGCAGGACCUGACGGCGGUUCUUCAACAGUUAAAUAGAGGAGAUCUUGAGAAAUGGAUGUGUAGAAUAGUGACCCUCGUCUGGCUUCUAGACCUUGUAUUGAAAUCAACAAAGAAUCACGUG
Molecule: messenger RNA, 2302 nt
Organism: Hyaloscypha bicolor E
Lineage: Eukaryota; Fungi; Ascomycota; Leotiomycetes; Helotiales; Hyaloscyphaceae
Product: acetyl-CoA synthetase-like protein
Exons: 5
Coding region: 191-2059 (622 amino acids)
Molecular function (GO): long-chain fatty acid transmembrane transporter activity; long-chain fatty acid-CoA ligase activity
Source: RefSeq, a predicted model, not a curated record